AUGAACCCGACCGCCAAGGAGAAAGCAAAAACAAAGUGCUCAGUCGAUUCGCCGGAACAAAGUGGCAUCAACUCCGUCCCCCCGCCACUGCAGGAAUCAACCGUCUUAGAUGAUGCCGAAGACGAUGCUGAAGCCAGAGAUUUCAAGAGGAUUGGCUUGCAGGUAUUGGUUGAAAUUGCCGAUUUCCAUGAACGGAUUCGAAAUGUGUUUAUCUGGCGCAGAUCAUCUUCCUCAAUGAAAUAUGGGAUUGGUCUGUUUGCAAUGUUCGCACUCACGCUGCUCCCGGCAAAAUAUAUAUCGAAGCUGCUGUUCUUCAAUCUUGGUUUUCUGUUUUGGCAUCUGCUACCGUUGUUUGCAGCACUUUCGCCGCGUGACGGGAAGAGAUUACCACCUCCGCUCCAUGAUGUUCCCACUGACGCGGAGUACGCCAUGGAACUCAUCUCACAGCGCAUAACCGCCGGUCUACCUGUCGAGGCUGCAAAGCCCUCGAAGCACAGCAAGAAGAAUCAAUCGACGGAAAGCUUAUCCAACCCUCCUCUCAGCGCAAAACUUCAGGCGCACAAAACUUCCCGAUCCGAAGGUUGGCAGCCAUCCGUUGACUGGAAGAAGUUCGGCGACCGCGUCGCAUCUGGCAAGUCGGCGAUUCAGGAUUUAAAGAGGUUGAAGCCUGGGAAAUCAUGGCUCACACAGGAUGCUUGGUCACCUCGACAUCCGAUUAUUCCCGAUGCUAUUGGCAUUACCCAGCCUCAGACAAGUUUAGAAGCCCACACUUACCCUUGCCAGCACAGCACAGCUCCAGGCUUGAUCACAUUGGUGCAUAGGACUCUCUAUUUCACCCCACUGAUGUCACAGAACGCGAAGAUGAUCAUUCAUUUGUCUGCUGUCAAAGGUGUAAAGAAGGUCGGCCUCCUGAAAGGAUUCAACGUCCGAUGGACCGACUCUUCAGAUGGCAAACAAGAAGAAAAAGAAGAGAAAUUCCUAUGGGUGGGAGGCCGCGAUGACCUUUUUGCUCGUCUCGUGGGGACAGAAGGACGACGAUGGGUACAAGUGUGA
This is a messenger RNA of Cyclocybe aegerita, 1053 nucleotides long. Lineage: Eukaryota; Fungi; Basidiomycota; Agaricomycetes; Agaricales; Hemipholiotaceae. The record is from the annotation of a GenBank genome assembly.